Myxocyprinus asiaticus (Chinese sucker) is the source of this 2973-nucleotide messenger RNA. RefSeq names its product zinc finger protein 668-like. NCBI's taxonomy places the organism in Eukaryota, Metazoa, Chordata, Actinopteri, Cypriniformes, Catostomidae. The record is from RefSeq and is a predicted model, not a curated record. Bases 159 to 2102 code for a protein of 647 amino acids. The transcript is spliced from 2 exons.
CCAAGGUGGCAAUGAAGUCAUGAAGGCUCAGAUCUCCGCGCUCGCUAGAUAAUUUCGUCAUGGUCCUAAAGCCUUCUUCUUCUUCUGAGAUUUAACGAUUAGGAGUUCAUUUUCAAACGUGCACCUGUCCCGGCUGAGACUACAAAAGCAUCAUAAGUAUGGCCUCACCCCAGCCAGGUAGCCCACCUACCACAGAGCAGUAUACACCACCACCUUCUGAGACCGAGCCUGGUAAAGAAAAAGAUGACUUAUCAGAACAACCAACAAGAAGAAGAGGCAAAGGGAGACCACCAAAAACACUGCACACUUUUAAGUGUUCAAUCUGUCUGGAGGCCUUUACCAGCCCUUCAGCUCUUCAGAGCCACAAGCUUUCAGUACAUGGCAAAGAGAAACAGCAGCAAUACACCUGUGCUCAGUGCACUAAGACAUUCUCCAGCCGGGCACAGCUUUCCAAGCAUCAGCGCUCGCACUCUGCUCAGCGUCCAUUCCAGUGCCUACAGUGCCACAAGGCGUAUAAGACUCAGACGGAGUUACGCAAUCACAGCCGUUCACACACAGGUGAGAAACCUUUUGUUUGCACUGACUGCGGCAAGGCAUUUAUGCAGGCCAUUUGUCUGCGUAUCCACAUGACGCAGCACAGCGGCGAGAGGCCUCACUCCUGCCUUCAUUGCUCUAAGAGCUAUCCCACAUUAUCUAAGCUCAAAGUGCAUCAACGAUCGCACACAGGGGAGAAGCCUUACUUUUGCACAGAGUGCGGGAAGAGUUUCGCCGACCCCUCUGUGUACCGCAAGCAUCGGCGCAAUCACCAAGGCCACCGCCCGUAUGAAUGCGGUCAAUGCAGUAAAACGUACACAGAGCUGAAGGACUUGAAGAACCAUGAGCGAUCGCACACGGGGGAGAAGCCUUACCUGUGCUCCGACUGUGGUAAAGCCUUCUCCCGGUCAUCCUCUUUGGCGUGCCACUUGCGAAUCCACUCUAAGAGCAGGCCAUACCAGUGUGAGCAGUGCGGCAAAGGUUUUACCCAGCUGUCCUCAUACCAGUCUCACCUCCGCACACAUUCAGGCGAAAAGCCAUUCCUUUGUCCACAGUGUGGCAAGAUGUUUUCAGAUCCCUCUAGUUUCCGCCGACACCAGAGGGCACAUCAAGGUUUCAAGCCGUACCCCUGUGACAAGUGCACCAAGAGGUUUCGGCAGCCAGCCGACCUUGCAGUGCAUCAGCGUGUGCAUUCCGGUCAGCGGCCCUACAAAUGCCAAAGCUGCGAUAAGGCUUUUGUUGCUUCUUGGGAUUUGCGACGACACAUGCUGGUUCACACCGGGCUGCGGCCCUUCUCCUGCACCGAAUGCGGCAAGUCCUUCGCAGAACGCUCCAGUCUGAACAAACACAGGAGGGUGCAUUCUGGUGAGCGUCCCUUCAAAUGCCAGCAGUGCUUCAAGUCCUUUGUGGUGUCCUCUAGUUUGCGCAAACAUGAGAGGACUCACUUAACAGAGAGGCCCUUGCAGGACCAGCCUGCCCCUGAACCUGCUCAAGUGUUUCCCCCCACCCUCCCCCAGUUCUCAUGCUCUCACUGUGAUAUGAUAUUUGGGACCUGGGAGGAAGUGCAAGCCCAUACCAGCCUUCACAUGAUCUCUCCCCCGACUGAUUCUACGGUUUCAGCUUUACCUGACAAUCAGUAUGUUUGUGUGACCUGCCAGAUAGAGUUUGCGCAGCUGGCUGAUCUACAAGCACAUGAGAAAAUGCACCCUAAGCCACGACCCCACAUUUGUGACAACUGUGGCAAAGGUUUUCUGAACAAAGCCGGGCUUCGCAAACAUCACCGCAUCCACUCGACAAGUCGGCCCCAUUGCUGCGCUGUUUGCGGAAAGGCUUUUCUCUUUGCUGCCUAUCUUCGCAAACACUUGCGCACUCAUCGCAAAACUGAACCCUCAUCCUCCCUGCAACCGACGGACAUAGCACACACCCAACCCCUACCAUCCCCACCAAGUGCCGCAUCACCUUCAGCAUCUGAGUCCACUGCACAUUCACUGUCCGUUCCGUUGACUGUGCCUAUGUCGACAUUUCAUUCAAUGUCAUCCCAUGUGUAUGUAAAAGAAGAGGGGCUCUGAAAUGAUUGCUGAUUGUGUCUGCUGCUUUGAAAAUCUGAAUAAUGUAAAAAUAAUAAUAAUAAUAAUAAUAAUAAUUGCUGUUGUGUGUUUAACUAAGCAAAUCUUUAAAAAAUGCAACUAAUUUCAUUUUUUAAAAGAGACCAAAUCUUUCAAUGCAUUAAAGGGACAAUUCACCCAAAAUGAAAAUGAUUUUGUCAUCAACUAAACUAUUCCUUUUAUAGUCACACAUUGUCUUUAGAUUAGAUUUAUUUUUAAGGUAUGUCAGUAUCAUGUUGCACUUCUGUAUCAUAAUCACAGGUGUUAUCUGAUAUGUUUAUACACUUGCUAAUAUAUUGUAAUAUCUCAAUGAAUAUUUCAGUCAAGAGACUAGAAAUCAUGACUAAUUUUAUUAGUCUUUUUUUUUUCAUCAGCUGACUGCACAAAAUUUUGUACUGACAAUUUCUUAACCAGAUUGUUAACAGUGUUUUUAUUUGAAUGCUUUUUGGGGUACCAAGUCACUGUAUGUGUGGUGGUAAAAAAUUAUGAGAGUGAUUACUUUCUGAACAUAUUAUUUUGCUUUAAUGCUAAACAGGAUAUCAGUAAACUCUAGUAAUCAAAUCUCCACUUGUGUCUUUACUUGUACCCCAGUGUCUGCGUUUUUCCUUGAUUUAUUGUGUAUGUCUUAAAACAAAAUAUACCCUCAAUGAUUAAUUAAGUUGUAUUGUAAAUUAUAUUUAGGCAAUUUGGUAUAGAUAUUAUGUUAUUUGAAGAAGACUGAAUUUAUGUCAUUCCACUAACCAUUUGAAUUCAAUUAGGUCUGAGUUAGGAAAAUCACCUUAAGGAGAGAUGAGCAAUAAACAUUUAAAAACAGACAUUUCAUCUCUAAGUGUAU